GGGGAAGAGAGAGAGAGAGAGAGAGAGAGAUCAGCCUGGCUAGGGUAGAAUGAUACCACAUUCUGGUAGCAUAGCCUAUAGUUUUAUAUGGUUGAUAGUGGUGGUGUUUGUGUUCUGUUACAGUGGUACGUGUGUCUACAUUAUUUAUGCAUACUGAUGUGUGUUUGAGAGCGGUUGCAUACAGUACGUGCAUCAAAGUCUGUGUUUGCGUGCGUCCGUGAGCUUGUGUGGGUGUUUAUUUGCUUGUGCUUGCCCUUGUGUGUGUAUGCUACGUUGUGCUUGUGUGUGUUGUGUGUCGUGGUUGUGACACGUGGGCCACGGAGAGGGUCUCCGGCUCCCUGGAAUGCUGUGUCAAAUUCCCCGGCGCUGAGCCCUUUGGCAUAUUACCCAGGCGCAAAUGAAAGGAAAGCCACAGGAGCCGGACAAAAUUUCUCAGCCGCGAUGGACCCCUGUCAGUAGAUUAGCAGUUGGGCUUGUGUGUGCGUGCGUGCGUGCGUGCGUGUAGUGAAGGUUCAGGGCUAAAUUAAGCCUGCUGUCGCUGUGUUAAUCAAAGACGGGGAGGAAUUAAAGAGCUUGAUCCUAAUUUGGACUGUUUGCUAAUCACAUUGGAGUUGAUUGAACUGUUUGAUACUGUAGUGAAUGUGAUUAAAGCUCUCCUUCACUGUGUUGUCCUUGCGAACCUUUUGAAGUGAAACUGAGGAUAGUUGAACCAAAUGACAGAUGUAUACAUUUGUUUCCUUACCUUGAAAGCAGUCUGUGAACAAGGAAAUGACUUUAGCCUAGCAACUGUGGAUUGCAGUCACUCCUGCUGUUCAGGUAAGGCAACAAAUAUCUGAAUACGCAACUUUGCUGAACUGUCCCUUUUAACGUCACUGUUCGGAGGAGAGUAGAUGAAGGUAAUACAGGGCUGGUGUAGGGAAGUCUCCCGCUUCUUCUCUUGCACUUGCUCGAGGCAGGAAUCAAACGAGAGACGCACAGUAAUUUCAUGUGCUGUGGUUGCGGAUGGUAGCAAAUGGCUUCGCACCAGCUUUCUUUGUUUCCUUAGUGUUCUCAACCUUGCCAUUCUACUUAUGUAGGCAAUGGUUUGCCGAGCGCUAUUUGGCAACGCCGUUGUCGAUGUCGUUGUGGCAACGAAGUCACUGCAUUUGGAUGAUCAAAUCUGUUCUAAUUGCUGAUAAGAUGGCGGAAAUGGAAGUGGUGUAGUGAACAGAGACGGGCUGGAUUAUUCUCUGACAGCUGUUGUGCCCAUAUCCGUUAUCAAACGGGCACGCACACGCUCAUCCUCUCUAUUCAGAUAAGGUUUGCAGUGUGAAACCGACAGGCUUCACUAUCGAAUGAGAGAUCCGUACAAACAGGGUGGAUCGAUGGCCCGAAAAGGAAAAGAAAGAGCAGCUCAUGUUCGGUGAAGAGCAUGUCUGAAAUGAAGGGAUACGGACAGACUGGAUCAGAGAAUACAGGGUACAUCCCCAGCUAUCUGGAAAAGGAUGAACCGUGUGUGGUGUGUGGAGACAAGGCCACUGGCUACCAUUACCGCUGCAUCACCUGUGAGGGCUGCAAGGGUUUCUUUCGGCGGACGAUUCAGAAGAACCUCCACCCCGCCUACUCCUGUAAGUACGAUGGCUGCUGCAUCAUCGACAAGAUCACCCGCAACCAAUGCCAGCUGUGCCGCUUCAAGAAGUGCAUCGCAGUGGGCAUGGCCAUGGACCUUGUCCUGGACGACUCCAAGCGGGUGGCCAAGCGGCGUCUGAUCGAGGAGAACCGGGAGAAGAGGAAGAAGGAGGAGAUGGUGAAGACCCUGCAGAACCGGCCAGAGCCCACCGGCUCGGAGUGGGAGCUGAUCCGCAUGCUGACCGAGGCCCACCGCCACACCAACGCACAGGGCUCCCACUGGAAACAGAAACGCAAGUUCCUGCCGGAGGACAUAGGUCAGUCUCCGGUGGCCCCCACGUCGGACGGAGACAAGGUGGACCUGGAGGCCUUCAGUGAGUUUACCAAGAUUAUCACCCCUGCCAUCACCCGCGUCGUCGACUUUGCCAAAAAACUGCCCAUGUUCUCGGAGCUGCCUUGUGAGGACCAGAUCAUCCUAUUGAAAGGCUGCUGUAUGGAGAUCAUGUCGCUGCGCGCCGCCGUGCGCUACGACCCAGAGAGCGAGACGCUGACCCUUAGCGGCGAGAUGGCGGUCAAGCGGGAGCAGUUGAAGAACGGCGGCCUGGGCGUGGUGUCGGACGCCAUCUUCGACCUGGGCAAGAGCCUGGCGCAGUUCAACCUGGACGACACGGAGGUGGCGCUGCUGCAGGCCGUGCUGCUCAUGAGCUCAGACCGCUCGGGCCUGACGAACAUUGACAAGAUCGAGAAAUGCCAGGAGACCUACCUGCUGGCGUUUGAACACUACAUCAACUACCGCAAGCACAACAUUCCCCACUUCUGGCCCAAGCUGCUGAUGAAGGUGACGGACCUGCGCAUGAUCGGGGCAUGCCACGCCAGCCGCUUCCUCCACAUGAAGGUGGAGUGUCCGACGGAACUUUUCCCCCCUCUCUUCCUAGAGGUCUUCGAGGACCAGGAAGUGUGAGUGGCACCCCCGGAGGAAGUAGUGGAGCGACUUGAGGCAUCUUGGGAAAGGAAGGGAUGUUUUUCUGAAGCUGGGAAGGAUUUUGGCAGGACUUGUGUUUUUACGACAUUUACGUGGUAAACAACAAACAACGCAACCAGCAGCAGGAGUCAAACAAACAGGAUUACAUUUUUUUUGACCAACCACCUCUUCAUACCUGUUUUUGGGAAUCAGUUUGGCGGCCCUCCCUGUCUGAGCACUGUGUUUUAUCCAGUGGGAGUUGCAGCCCUUUGCCAAGGCCAACACACACAGACACACACACUCUGGCUCCCCUCUCAGAGCCCUAUUGGAGGCACCUCAGUUGUCACACAUUGCCACUAGAUGGUGUUCUUUGCAGGUUUGCGCCUGUUUGAAUUUAUGGCAACCAUCUUUUAAAACCGGUCAGUUAAUUAUACUCCCCGAAUUAGUGUAAGACAAUGAUUCAGGAGAUACGUCACUGACAACACACCGGGACACACACAGAGGUACUGAGUGUGCCAUGUAACUCCUACCGUAGAGCAAAGCUACUAGUACCUAUAAUCACGGCUGAACACAACUGAGCCAUUUUCAGACUGGACCGUGAGCAUGUUUUUAACCAAGUCAUGUGCUGUAUUAUAAGGCUACUCCAGUUGUCUGAAAUGUGUAAAUGUGUAAAACUACAGACUACGGCUCCGUAUCUACCUUUGGUUCUGUCAUUAGGCAAGCGCCUGUGACUGGCACUCUCUCAAACCCACACACACACUGGGCAGACCUGCCUUGUCAUUGACUGUGCUUCUGGUGCCAACAGUAGACCCUCUCAUGAAUGACAAUUGAGCCCUUUUCUCUCCAAGGAAGGUCAUAACAGUGAACAAAAGAGAGAAAGAAGGAGAAGCGCCACUGGCAGGAGUUCUCAGAGGAGAGGGGGGAAGAGGGGAGGAGUAGGGGAGAGAGGGAAAAUAUAGAUUUAAUAGCUGGCAAGCAGAUUCAGUGCCUGGAGACUGAACAGCAUCCUGAAACACACACACACACACACACCUACCCUCAGAAACUCAAAGCCUUAUUUACUGUAUAUACUGCUGUGCUGUAGCCCUGACCUGCAGGGUAAGUAAGUCUGAAUCCGCGCCUGUGUGACUCAGCUCAGUAUGGCCCCUUCAGGCUUCCAUACUCAGUCGUCGUUACUGUAGGGGUCACUGAGAAAGGGCAAGGCCAAUGACGGCUGCCAUUUACCUCAAAGUGGGCACACCCUCAAGGCUGGGGCGCCGCCAGGCUCUACCUCACCUCUGGACACAGGGCAGCUGCCCCCAGCCUCCUCCCACACACACACACACUUUUAAGGAUACUCAACAAACACACAUAGGCACGUGUGAACUCGUAGGCACACAUACAUUAAGACAAAUCACACAAACACAGGAUACACAAUGUCAGUGUUAUCACUCAGACAAAAGGAAAUACCACUGAAGACAGGAGGGCCUGCCUUUCCCUACGGUCACUUAUCUCUUUUUCGGGGGAGGGGAGGAUGGUAACCAUUAUGUUCAGCUUUUCUCUUUUUUCUUAUGUGGGACCAAGUUUCUCAAUUUGGAAUUUGGAAUCACUCUCUUUUUCUUUCUUCUGUUGAAACUGAAGCAAAUCAAUCACGUGACGGAGUACAAUGGACAGUCCAGCUGUCGCCCUGGAAGAGGAGCGAUACACCGUGAGGAAGCGUAGAACCCCAAGGUGGCCAGGCCGUAACUGGCUGUGUUUACCACUGUUUUUGAGGGGGAAAAAGUGCAAAUACAACCUAUUUUUAUUGAAUGCCAAGCAGUAGUUUUUGAACGAAUGAACGAGCCGGAGGGAGGGAGGGAGGGAUGAAUGGACGGAUGGAUUUCAGCACCCCGGGAGCAUGUGGAUGAACGCCUGAAGACGCGGAGUGACGGGCGGGAUUGGGAUGGCGGGUACUCAUAGCAGAUGGCCAAGCGUCGCUGCCUCGACCUCAAUCGCCGUAGGAGGAGUCCAAACUCAACCUCAACCGCUGGAGGAGGAGUCAACCAAGAAAUCCACUGUAAGCAGACCUCAGACCGCUCUGGUGGAGCAGCCAGAAUCCCCUUCCACAGUACCCCACCCUCCCACUCCACUAGUCUCCCCACCCCCGGCCCUGGCCCAAGCAACGCUGGUCUGGGUUUUGCACUACUGCAGUGGUCCAAACCCCAAACCCCUCUCCCCACCCUCAUCAGCAACUACACAACCUAGCCCCAACUCAUCUGUCAGUCAUGAACCUUCCUCUGGGAGUCCUGGCCUACUCUAAUGGAGGCCCACUGGGAUGGGGCUCCCAACCAACCCCGUCACAUUGUCAGUAUUAAAUCAACAGCCUUCCUCCAACCGUCACCCACUGGGCAGGAGACGUCCCUGGACACCAAACGGAAUCUAGGCCUCUCCCUUGUGAGACAAGGAUGGCCAUAAUAGCAGCUCACUUAGGGUGGCGUCGCCGAAUGAAUGUGAACAGCGAAGCAGCAGUGGGAGCGAGUGAACGAGAGAGUAGGAGAGAGCGAAGGGAGCGGGACAGAGAGACUUCCUUCCAUCCUUCAUCUGGCAGGGGUUAGAGCGGGAUCGUCGCCCGUUGUCGAAGCACCGUUUGUGAACUUGGAGAUGGCAGUAUAUCAGAUGGUCUCCCCCUUCACUUCCGCAUUGUAACAUUUAAUCCCCCCCCCUAAUUUCCACAAAUACCCCCUUCAGCUUUCCAUAAGGAGAGCCACCAACUUUCAAAUGGAGACGAUCGGCAAGAGAAACAGAAUCGGCACUCAAUUUAUUAAAUUCCAAGCUUCUUUGAAAAAGAAUCAAUAACAGGAAAAAAAGUUAUCGCAUUAGUGAUGUCCUUCAUUCUCGUGAGCCGAUUGGGUAUGUGUGUGACAAUAGGGGUUGAAAUGCUGCUUUACCUUCUGAGGAUUGGGGGUGGGGGAGUAUAUGAUUAUGAACCCAGAAAAGCGAAAUUAUAAAAAAAGAUGACUUUAAAAAGACUGCUGAACAAAAGUUCAAGUUCAUUUUAUCUCAAUGUUAUUUUUUGUUGAUGUUUGUUUAUGACGCUUAGACUGCUCUGUGUAAAACGGGAAAAAAGAACAGCCGUGGUCACUUUUUGACGAUGCGUGCAGUGUAACGUAGACAGAAAUGUCACUUAUUUUUCACAUCACCUAUAGUUUGUGUUGACUUCUCUGUUGUCUGUGUAUUUGUCCGAUUGUCCGUCCCUUUUACCAAGAGGAAUUUACAACAAACAAAAACAGGAAUAUUUUCUUUUUAUAUAUAUUUUGUUUCCUUUUUUUUAUGAAAGACAACUUUGAAAAAAAAAAAAAAAACACAAACAGGAAAAAUAAUGCAACCCCCAAAAAAAAAAACGUUAAAAAAAAUGAAACACAAUCUUCUCAUACCUCACACAACACAAAACUCAAAUGAACUUGGGAGGAGUGAUGAUUCACGGGCGCAUGUGGAAGUGCGCAAAAAGAUAUGUGCUUGUGGCCCGUGUGCAUAUGCAGUGAUUACAGAAGACUUACCCUCAAGGCUUUGCGCUUGCUACCUAUUAAAUUGGUUCUAGGAGGAUCGUGGAUAGGAUACCUAACAUUAGUAAAGUCUUGCAUCAUCAUCAGAUGCUGAAAUGGAUUGCUGGCUGGCAUUUGGCCACUCCCAGAUAUUUCCAUGACCAUAGAUAGUGAAGCAAAAAUGUGAAUGGCCCAGAGCUUGGGGGAAGUCUUUUGUAAUGGCUGAGUGCUCUAUGGUAUUGAAUGUAGCUGACAGGACGGGGCUGGAUUUGAGCCCGGCACCCGCAACCUCACUUCCGCUCACCAGCAGAACGGAUGGCGGUGUCACAUCGAUGUUACACACAAACAAACUGAGAAUAUUGCCCAUCUGCAAGGUGCAAUACUUUUUCACCCCCAAAAAAAACUGUUUCUGUUUGAUUUUUAUUUUGUUUGAUUUUGGCCAUAACCAAGGACGUAAAUACAGAAAAUGAAAUAUGAAAAACCAGUAUAUGUAAAAUCAUAUGCAACACUCACAAACUGGAUGUUGAGGCUUGAGCACUUCCUUGUCAGCUCCUGCAUCCCGCCAUCUUGUAAAGUAAGAAAAAAAAAAGCAACGUAUAUUAAUGCUUCAUACAUCUGUGUGUGUGCUUGUGUGUGCACUCUCACAUGUCGACCCAUAUUCAAAAUUACCCUAUGACUUUAUUAAACUGACCCUGUGCCUCUUGUUCUCAGAAAAGAGAUAGCUAGCCAUCCCUACAGUAUAUCCUGGCAGCAAAUCUUAAUGCUUUCAUGGCUACAAUGUGUGUCUACCUACAACAGACUGGUCUCUCCAUGGUUAAUGAUGAGAGUGGGGUGGAGUGGGGGGGUUAGUGACCUUAAACAGUGGUUCUCAACUGGUUUUGUCCCGGGUCCCAAAAUGAAUCCGGUUGUCUCACUCGCGACCCAAUAUUUGCAGCGCAAAAAAUAAUUGCCAACAUACAAUCUGGAAAACUAUUAUAUGACGAGAACAACAUCCUCUUUCAUUGUCAAUAAUACAAUUUUGCUCAUAUUCUUGAUGAAGAAUGUUAAUUAACUCACUGGCUUGAGACACACGAAAUCAACCAAAAUAGUGCUGCUAACAGCUCUAUAUUGAAGAAAACAUUUUCAGAGAUUAAAUCAUUUACACAUUUAAAUUCAUUAUCACACUUUCUACCUGGUUUAAGUCGUUUAAGCUCAGACUGGAGUAUUUAUUUAUUUUUUAUUUAAAAAAACAGUUGAGAAUCACUGAUCUAAAGUCCUUAAAUAACAAAGGGUAGGGGAAUGUAAAGACUUCACUAAUAUUUCCAAUAUAUCAGCUUGCCUGGCUACUGCCCGCUACAUUCAUUUAGGAAAGCCCAUGAAAUGGAAUCCCACCACCACACCUGUCCAUUCAUCAGCUGUCUUAUCAUGGUUCGGUCCAACAGGUUGACACAUGGGAAGAGGGACAGGAUUGUCUGUGAUGUUUUGUUUUUGGGGGGCUUUGUUUGCUCCACCUUUACCAAAUGUAGAGCUUUGUGAAGACAAAAAAAGAAACGCAAGUAGCAAGAUGUCUAUGCAAUUCCCCUCCAACCCCUCCAAAAGCGUGCUCCCUUUACUGGCGAGCCAGCCUGCCAGCCAUGCUUAUAUUAAAGCGGUUUCAACCUUGUCUGGAUUCCCCCAACUCAACUGCAUGAAUCCCAGUGAUCCUUAUUUGAUCUGGGAAAAAAGACCCUUGCUACUCUGUGUGUGCCGAGGCUCAGGGCUUUCAAGUGAAUGGACCCAGGUUUGACGGGAUGCCCAAAGGCCUGGUCUUCACUCUCCAACCAUGACCUAGCUCACCGGUUGGUGCCUGGGGACCAGCAAGUUGAGAUGGCAAAAGGACAAGUGGAGUUGGAAGGACACUGUUGAUAUCAUAGAAGAUUGGAUAGAGUUGUGCUGUUGUAAACUGCUCCGGAAUCUCUGUGCGUGCGUGCGUGGCUGUAUCUGUGUUACAGUAUUUGUCUACACGAUACAACACUCUCAUGGUUCGGUGGAUCAAUUCAGUGCUACCUAACAAGGCCCAUGCAGCCUCAGACGUGAAUUGUGUCUUUGUAUUUUUCAUUUAGAAAUUAGAGUGAAAAAAUUCAUCACUUGCAUAAGUUGAGCUUUAAAAUAUUGAAUCUACCCAGUAAGCAAAAUUACGUUGAAGAGAUGUCGAAAAUACGUAUUUUCCAGACGUUGAAGUAAGGUUAGUUUUCCAUUCUGGAUGAAAGUUGAAAAUAUGUAACAUUAUAUAAAUUAUAUAACAAUAAAUCAAUUGAAUAUAGGAAAGAGGAGCCAUCUGAAGAUUGCAGCAAAUAUGAUUUAUUAUUUCUUCCAUCAGUCACAAGCGUUUAUGAGAGCUUGAUGUUCCAAGCAUUCCAACCUACAGAAUAAACCAGCAGACCAUGGUUACAGAAAUAUUAUUUUCUUGCUAUUACUGAUAUGUUGUUGUUUAUCUACCUUAGUUGACUGUAAGUCUGCGGAAUGACCAAAAUGUAAAUGUUAAAUGUAAAAACAGACACUUGCAAA
This is a messenger RNA of Oncorhynchus keta (chum salmon), 8595 nucleotides long. RefSeq names its product thyroid hormone receptor alpha-B. The transcript has 9 exons. The record is from RefSeq and is a predicted model, not a curated record. Gene Ontology annotation, molecular function: nuclear receptor activity; zinc ion binding; RNA polymerase II cis-regulatory region sequence-specific DNA binding. NCBI's taxonomy places the organism in Eukaryota, Metazoa, Chordata, Actinopteri, Salmoniformes, Salmonidae. Gene Ontology annotation, biological process: retinoic acid receptor signaling pathway; thyroid hormone receptor signaling pathway; negative regulation of transcription by RNA polymerase II. Bases 1412 to 2569 code for a protein of 385 amino acids.